AUGGCAGAGAUUUUUGAUGGCUUGAAACCAGCAGCCAGUGCAGCAGUGCCCACGGGCAUCGUGCUCAUUUCUACCAAGUUGGCGGAGUUGUUGGGCGUCAGCAACGGGGAACAGGUUCAAAUUGCCCGCUCUGAGCGUGUCUCACGGCGAGGGAGUAAGGAGGAUGGAGCUGAGCCCGUGGCUGGCGUGCGGAGAGAGUCCAAUUAUACCGGCAGCUUGCCACCGGAGAAGCGCAGCCAUGCGGUCUGGUCUGAGUCUCCUCUUUUCCCUCAUGCAAGAAACGACCACUCCGGGCGACGGACGGUGCACGGAGUGCACCACUCCGUGCACUCCGUGCAGGGACGGAUUCUUGGAACGCCUCAGGCCAAAGUUGCAGAAGAACUUCCAGAGCAUCUCCACACCACUCCGCGUGGCUACGUGCCACGGCCCAUGGCCUCAGUGGCUUCAGCCCACGGCUUCCACCAUCCACCGAUGCCGGUGGCGCAGCCGACGGCCACGCCGACGCCGCAGACGCCGCCCGUUGGCCCCGUGCCUGGCCCGAAGGUUGGCCCUGGAUAUUCCAAUCCUGGGCAGCCUGGCUAUCACCCCGUCUAUGCUCAGCCCUGGCGUGUAGUGAUGCCCAGUGUGUGGAAGAGGCAGGAGGAAGAGGCCAUGGAAUUGGCACAACUUCGCACGCAACUGCUGCAAGUCAAAAUGGAGUUGGGCUCCAGUGAGUCCAUGAAUGAGUCGGAAGGCCUCUACGGGAAGCUUGAAUGGCAAGAGGAUGUCAAAUCCUUCCAGGUUCAGGUGCCUCCCUGCUGGUUUGGGAAGCCGGAGAAGAGCCAGGAACCCCUGGGUCCAGAUGGGAAACCUGCCUGGUGUCAGCAUGUCUCCUAUGGUGCCAGGCCCUAUGUGGAGGAGUGCUCCGAUUUGGGUGCCACUCCGAAGGCAGCACCAGCACCCACCAAGAACACGAAGAAACCUGCGAUGCUCGGUGAUGGACUUGGUCAGGGCCAGGACUGCAGCGACCAGAUCGAGUCCCUUUGGUUGCGACAACGCGAAGCGAACUUGGCAUGGAGACCGGCGCUUCUAGAGAUGGAAUCUGCGGAGAAUAGCUCCUCCAUGGUGUAUGGUAAGCUACUGACCACCGCCCCGCAUUGGUGUGGCUAUAUCCCGUGGUUGGUGCAGUUUGUGGUGCCUCCUUGCUGGUUCGGCAAACCGGCACCCAGCACUGGCCCCUUGGGGCCAGAUGGCAAGCCGGAGUGGUGUAAAUGGGUCUCACCUAGUGCCAUUGAGUAUGUCCCCGACUGCAAGGGAGGCAUGUACGACAAGGGCCCCUUGCUGGGCGCGGCUCCACCACCAGCUACACGUCCCAACGUGAAGCCGGGAUGGUGCUCCCACGUGCCAAAGGACGGCGGGAAGAACAACAGGGAUUUUGGUGUUUGUUUUGGCGUAGCCUAUGUACAAAAAGGAUUACUAUGGUACCUGAUGUUUCAGAAUCAUGAAUCAGGUACCACAGUAAUCCUUUUUGUACAUGAAUAUGGUACCUGA
Cladocopium goreaui is the source of this 1530-nucleotide messenger RNA. The record is from the annotation of a GenBank genome assembly. NCBI's taxonomy places the organism in Eukaryota, Dinophyceae, Suessiales, Symbiodiniaceae.